AUGGGCGACGCCAACGUAACAGCAAGCAACUGGCGCAAUGUCGAGACCGGCCGCAUAGGCAUGUUCGCCAAAGGCCCUUACACCGGCCGCCUCGCCGCCAUCGUCCAGAUCAUCGACCACAAGCGCGUCCUAGUAGAAGGCCCCUCAGAAACCGCCUCGGCCAAAGUCCCCCGUCACGCCGCCCCCCUCUCCUCCAUCUCCCUCACCAGCAUCGUCAUCCCUCUUCCCCUCGCCAUCGGCCACACCGGCCUGAAGAAGGUCUGGGAGAAGGAGGACGUCGAGGGCAAAUUCAACAAUUCCGCCUAUGCGAAGAACAAGGCGCGGUUCGCGCGGAGGAAGCAGCUGUCGGAUUUCGAACGGUUCAAGGUCAUGGUGUUGAGGAAGCAGGCGAGGUUUGAGGUCAAGAAGAGUAUGACGGGGAAGGCGUAG
This is a messenger RNA of Recurvomyces mirabilis, 429 nucleotides long. RefSeq lists its product as uncharacterized. Gene Ontology annotation, biological process: ribosomal large subunit biogenesis; translation. Gene Ontology annotation, cellular component: ribosome; cytosolic large ribosomal subunit. The transcript has 2 exons. The coding region runs from base 1 to 429 and encodes 142 amino acids. The record is from RefSeq and is a predicted model, not a curated record. Gene Ontology annotation, molecular function: structural constituent of ribosome; RNA binding. Lineage: Eukaryota; Fungi; Ascomycota; Dothideomycetes; Mycosphaerellales; Teratosphaeriaceae.